Messenger RNA from Pieris macdunnoughi, 255 nucleotides. NCBI's taxonomy places the organism in Eukaryota, Metazoa, Arthropoda, Insecta, Lepidoptera, Pieridae. The record is from the annotation of a GenBank genome assembly.
AUGCCAGCGCCCCGCGCCCUUGUCUUCCACGGUGAUCGUCCGGAGCCCGUGGAGGGCGGUCGCCCGACACCGCCUACUUCGUCCGGUACAGGCGUCACCCACUUUGUGUCCCGCGCCGUUUUCCAACGAGAACGACCUCGUGUACUCGUAGAUCGAAAGCUUUUCCGUGCGCCCUUCAAAGGUCCUUUACAUUUCAGUGGGGCAACUGAAGGACGUGAGGUCCGCGAUGUUAGCCAAUACGACAUCCGGCCCUAA